Galleria mellonella (greater wax moth) is the source of this 1347-nucleotide messenger RNA. RefSeq lists its product as uncharacterized. Lineage: Eukaryota; Metazoa; Arthropoda; Insecta; Lepidoptera; Pyralidae. Bases 1 to 1347 code for a protein of 448 amino acids. The transcript has a single exon. Gene Ontology annotation, biological process: DNA integration. Gene Ontology annotation, molecular function: nucleic acid binding. The record is from RefSeq and is a predicted model, not a curated record.
AUGAAGUCUGCGGAGCUUCAUUUAUUGCGACAAUGUCAAGCGGAGACAUUUUCUGCUGAGAUUGCGGCCUUACAACGUAGGGAACCACUACCUAAAUCCAGUAAAAUUGCAAAACUUUCCAUUAAGCAGACUUCAGAUGGCCUUCUUCGACUAGAUGGGAGAGUAUCUGCUACGCCUGAUCUCUGUAACGAUGUCAAGUAUCCUCCGAUUUUAGAUGGUCGUCACCACAUUAUCCACUUACUUAUUCAUUACUAUCACGUUUGGGCUUGUCACGGAUAUAACGAGACCGUUGUGAAUGAGUUGAGACAAAGGUUUUGGAUUUUUCACUUACGUCCUACUGUUCGUUCAAUCGCUGCUAGAUGUCAAGCAUGUCGUCUGAGAAAGGCUUCAUCUUCCAUUCCACCUGAGGGAGAUUUGCCGGUUUGCAGAUUAGAACACCAUCAGCACCCAUUUUUAAACACCGGACUUGAUUACUUUGGACCAGUUGACGUUACCAUUGGAAGGAGACACGAAAAACGCUACAUUGCGCUCUUUACCUGUCUUUCCAUCAGAGCAGUUCAUUUAGAGGUUGUUGGCAAUUUGAGUGCGGAUGCUGCUAUAAUGGCACUUAGACGUUUUAUGGCACGCCGUGGAGUACCAAAGAAGAUUUUUUCUGAUAACGCCAAAGCAUUUGUCGGUGCCAGUCGUGAAAUAAGAUCUAUGUGGAAAACUAUGAAUCAUACAGAAGUGGCAGAGUAUGCAGUAUCGCGCGGCAUAGAAUGGAAUUUUAUCCCACCGCAGUCGCCUUUCAUGGGUGGAUGUUGGGAGAGGCUGGUUCAAUCGGUCAAGAGAGCGUUGACAGCUACGGUCAAGAGCAAAUCAUUUAAGGAAGAAAUUCUCGUCACUCUUUUGGCCGAGGUAGAACACGUUAUAAAUUCACGGCCAUUAAUCCAUGUUCCAGUUGCAGCUGAUGAUGAACCUGCACUUACUCCAAACCAUUUUCUCCUUGGUCGCUCCUCUGGAUUGCCUGGACCCGUGUCUUUGAACGAUAGAGAUUUAUUAGGAAGAUCGCACUGGCGUAAAGCCCUAAGAUUAGCAGAUCACUUUUGGUCUAGAUGGCUCAAAGAAUAUGUGCCCAGUUUGACACCACGCAGAAGCCAGAACUCUCAGCUACGAUAUUCCAAUUUGUCAGUAGAUGACAUAGUCUUGAUUGCUGACGCGAAUAUGCCACGGGGACUUUGGCCUAAAGGCCGUAUAACUAGAGUGUUUCCUGGUCAUGAUGGAAUAGUGCGUGUGGCGGACGUAGCCACAACUGGAGGAGUUCUUAGGCGUCCCUCGCGUAAACUUAUCAAGCUGAGCACUGUGUAA